AUGGCCCCCACUAAUGCCGUAAGGUGCGGCCCUUCGAGCAGGUCUGCUGGAGGCUCUGGUACUGCGUCCACGCACACGGCGAAUCCAAUCCCAACUAUUGCUGCAUCCACAAAAAGCACGCGUCUCCACCGAAAGUUUGCUGCUUUUGCACAUGCGUACUACUCUCAAUAUAAUACCAACCAGACCCCCAGCGCGGGAAGCAAUGCGAACGCCGCCGUGAACAAUACUUCAAACACGCAUACAUAUGCCUCCGGUUCACCUGGUACAUUAAUUCUUGGUACAACGGGCCCUACUGGGAUAUACUACCCCUAUUAUUAUCCUUUCACCACAGCUGCCGCUGCAAACCUGCUGCCGGACCCUCGCGUAGCAGGGCGACCGACUUUUCUGAUCCUGAACUCUGGGUAA
Molecule: messenger RNA, 405 nt
Organism: Suillus subaureus
Lineage: Eukaryota; Fungi; Basidiomycota; Agaricomycetes; Boletales; Suillaceae
Exons: 2
Coding region: 1-405 (134 amino acids)
Source: RefSeq, a predicted model, not a curated record